UAGCGGAGAGGUCAGAAAUAAAUUUCUAGUAACUAGGACUGUGGCAGUAGUAGUUGUAAAUGCAAGGUUUGAAGCCGUGUGGAAUCAAUGAUGCCAUUUCUGCCAGAUAACAAAACCAACGACCCUUGGAUCAUCAUUCUUCUAGUGAAAAGGCUAUCCACUGCUUCUCUUUCUUCCCACUAGCAAAGUGAGCUCAACAAGCCUUGCUGCUGCUUGGCUUCUGUCCGUUCAAUCUCCAGAGAAAAUUAUUUACAUAUGUACAAGUGAUCAGGCAGUUGAUAUGUGUCUAUUGCUGGUUCAUACUCAAAGCUUCUACUUAUCUUCUGUUUAUCCUUUCCCUGAUAACACCACUCACUUCUUGUUUCCUUGAAGCUUAAGGGCUUAUUCAAUUUCUCUUGCUUUUGUCAUAAAAAAAAUGGGGAUUUUUGAGGAAAAUGUAUCCGGGCUCAAAGUCCUGGAUUGUGCUCUAAGGUUGUUUCUUGUUCCUUUUAGCAUUGCAGCUAUCUGGCUAACCCUCACCAACCACCAAGACAACAGCAGCUAUGGGGAAUUGGUCUCUAGCUACUUCAUGGGGCUCAAGUACAUGGUUUACAUCAGCGCAGUAUCAGCUGGAUAUGCUCUUUUAGCUGCUGUUUCAUUGUGGGUCAGAUGUUUGGUUAGUAAAGCAUGGAUCUUCUUUGUAUCUGAUCAGGUGGUUGCAUACUUGAUGGUUACAGCGAUGGCUGCAUUGGGGGAAAUUCUAUAUUUGUCAUAUAACGGUGACCAGAAAGUUACAUGGAGCGAAGCUUGUACUUCUUAUGGAAGGUUUUGCCACAGAAUGAAGCUGAUUUUGGGAUUCCAUGUUGUAGCCCUGUGGUGUUUUCUCCUCUUAGCUGUUAUUUCAGCUUAUAGGCUCUUCAGCAGAUUUGGUCCUCCUACCCUUUCUUCUAAAGAGCCCGAGGAAGAACGAACCUGAAAUCUUUUCUUUUUCUGGGUUCCAUCUCUUUUUGUUGUGUACAACUGUAGAUCAUGUCUUCUUGCCUUGUGAUCCAUAAACAAUCAAGCCAUGAUUAUCCCUCAAUUGAAUACCGGUUGUACUUUUGCUGGUGGAAUAGGAAAAUGGGAAAAUUACAUAGCCACUCUCUCGGCGACUGAUUUUCUGU
Messenger RNA from Coffea arabica (coffee), 1142 nucleotides. RefSeq names its product CASP-like protein 2D1. Lineage: Eukaryota; Viridiplantae; Streptophyta; Magnoliopsida; Gentianales; Rubiaceae. The record is from RefSeq and is a predicted model, not a curated record.